Eruca vesicaria subsp. sativa (arugula) is the source of this 1535-nucleotide messenger RNA. Lineage: Eukaryota; Viridiplantae; Streptophyta; Magnoliopsida; Brassicales; Brassicaceae. The record is from the annotation of a GenBank genome assembly.
ACAAAGAGAGGCAGGUAGGCAGGCGGGGUCUCUUUCUUCUCUCUCUUCCUCUUCGCUCCGGGAACAUGGAAACGGUAGAAACGCCUUCGGUCUCCGUCGCCGUCAAAUCGGAAGACGCUAUUGGCUCAACCGCGGAUAUUUCCCAAUCGCAGCCGCAGCCGCCCUCACGUGAAGUCGAUUCGUUACCAGUAGUUGCUGGAUCCUCCGAUGAUGUUGUUGUCCCGGAGAUAACUUGUUUGACCCCGCUAGAUGAUGAUUUAGACCACGGCGAUCAGGAUCACGGAGAUACCGAUGAUGUUGUUGUUCCAGAGGAUGAGUUGAAGAAGAAGAUCAUUAGACAGGUUGAAUACUACUUUAGUGAUGAGAAUUUGCCAACUGACAAGUUUCUUCUUAAUGCUAUGAAGAAGAACAAGAAAGGCUUUGUUCCCAUAUCUACCCUUGCUACAUUCCAUAAAAUGAAGAAGCUUACACGAGACCAUGCUUUCAUAGUAUCCGCGUUAAAGGAGUCCUCAUUUCUUGUUGUUAGUUCGGAUGAAAAGAAGGUGAAGCGUCUGAGUCCUCUUCCUGAGGUCAGGGAUCCAAAGAUUUUCACUGUUUUGGUAGAAAAUUUGCCAGAGGAUCAUUCAGAAGAGAACAUUCGUGCGAUAUUUAUUAAAGCUGGAAGCAUCAAAAGUGUAUCCAUAUGUGAUCCAAAUGCUGUUGAAGAAUCAGAGAAGGGUUGUAAGAAGGACAAGUUUAUCAGAACCAGGUUACAUGCCUUUGUGGAAUAUGAAACAGUGGAGGCUGCUGAGAAAGCUGCAGCUACACUAAAUAAUGAGCAAGAUUGGAGAAAUGGGCUGCGAGUUAAGCUUCUUGAACAAACAGGAAAGUCUUCACAGAGAAGACCGGGUAGGAAAGAAGUUGAUACAGUGAAGGACAAUACAGGCCAAGUGCAUGAUCAAAUAGGAGGUGAGGAGCACAAAAAGUCAAAUGAACAUCAGCAUCACCGUCAUCAUCAUUCUGAUACUCCGGCUGAUCAUGAUGUUGCCGAUAAAAAUGGGAACAAAACCAGAAGUCGGGGACGGGGAAGGCGACAGAAUCAUCAAGGCGGCAACGGACAUGGAACCUCACCAUCAACCUCAUCAUCCUUCCAUCAUAAUUAUCAUCAUCAUCAUCACGUUGAAGUCUCAAAGCCUCCGCCUGGCCCAAGAAUGCCUGAUGGGACGAGAGGGUUUACUAUGGGACGUGGUAAACAGGUUCCUCCUCCCACAUCUUCUCAAACCAGUCACGAAGUUUGAUGGGUUUCUCUCAUCUCUGUUGUUGUAUCAUUGUUGUGCUUCUUAAAAUGUGAAACAUGUUAUCAUAACUGGGAUGUUGUGUGGGAUUUGAGUUUCUUUUUUGGCAUAUUCAAGUCCUCUGAAUCCUCACUUUGUAUUCUAGCUUUUGUGUGAAGAAUGGAUGCAUUUGAUGACUUCAUGCUAUCUCUCUUCUCUUUAGGAAGGCAAUGGCAACUCUUGCCGGGACAAUGAUAAUAAACAAAUCACGUUCGUUUUUGC